AUUACGUUUGUAUUUCUAGGUAAAUUUUAAAAAUGAUCUAUAUAUUUUUUUAAAUUUAAAUUAUUUUAAUUUUGUACUUCAUCUUCCAACGCAAAAAGUCAAUUUCUUAGUAAAGAAAAUAUCCGUACCGCGUCUAUAUUUACGAGAUCAUGCGAAACUUGAUUUUUACAAAUAAGGGUGAGUUACCUAUAAUUAUAAAUGUUAUCUGUGUGACUGAAAAUUGUACAUAAAUAUUACCUAUGAAAAUAAUUUGUCAUUGAAAAUCAGAAGUUUAAUAAAUAAAGAAAGCGACACAAUUGAACCUUUCUUACGUUGUUGAUUAUAAGAGAAAAUGUAUGACAUGGAAAAUAUUAAACAAAUCUAUUAGGAUUAAAAAUUAUGAAUAACUAUGUAUGUUAACUGAACUCUCUUUAAGAUUUUUGUAUUGUGCAAUAUUGACAAUAAUAAUAGUUUUAUACUUAAUGAAAUUAUUUUGUGCCUAAAAUUAUUAGCAUGCUUAAUAUUCCAAUUGAAUAUAUAUAACUAAGGACAGAAAUUAUUAGUAAAAUUUUGAAUUUUUGAAUCCUAGUAAUAGCCAGUGGAUUCUCUUCAAACUAACUGUUCUCUCGUUCCAACGACUUUUCCAAUUAUUUUUCUAUACACUAGAUGUAUUAUUAUUCUAUCCAGUGAUACUGUAAUGUUUAUACAAUUUCAUGAUCGAUCGCGUUCGAUUUGAAAAGCAUUGAAGUUUUCUCUCGCUCAGUGUUUACAGUUUAUUACUACGAAACGGAUAUAACAUCAAAUUUUAGGAAAUCGUUGGGAAUUUUAUUUUUUUCUAAUUGAUAAAUUAAUUAUCAUUCAACAACAUGAGUGUCAAAACUCUGGAUGAUCCAACUAUGGAGUUACCAAUCAAGGAUGUCAAAACUGUGGAAAAUCUAAUUGAGGAGUUACAAAUCAAGCGUGUCAAAACUCUGGAUAAGCCAGUUACGAAGUUACGAAUCGAGGAUGACGAAACUCUGGAUGAGCUAAUUAAGGAGUUACCAAUCGAGGAUGACGAAACUCUGGAUAAGAUAAUUACGGAGUUACAAAUCAAGGAUGACAAAACUCUGUAUAAGCUAGUUAGGGGGUUAUACUUCAAGGGUGCCAAAACCCUGGAUAAGUCAAUUACAAAGUUACCAAUCGAGGAUCUCAAAAAUCUGGAUAAGCCAAUUAAGAAGUUACCAAUCGAGAAUGACGAAACUCUGGAUAAGCUAAUUACGGAGUUACCAAUCGAGGGUGUCAAAACUCUGGUUAAGCCAACCACGAAGUUACCAAAGAAGGGUGUCAAAACUCUGGAUAAGCUAAUUGGGAAGUUACCAAUCAAGCGUGCAGAUCUGCCGUUAUUUAAAAGGAUGCCCGACUGCUUCGAGUUCAACAAACAUGGCAAACUAGUGUACAGCGAUAAAAUGAACUUCUUCCAAGGCUGGGUUCCAGGUAAAAGAGAGAGAAAAAAAUUGGAGGCACGAAUUCGGACGAUUACGCACGUCGCUUCUAAAAGGAGUGCGCUGAGGGAGCUCGAAGAGAGGUUCAAGCGUCCAAUCGAGCGCGAAAUCCUUAAAAAUGUUCUCCAGAAGCUCGAGGAAAAGCCCGAGCAUGCGGCAAAACCCAAGCAAGUCUCUUCGAGGAAUGCGCCGCGGGAGCUCGAAGAGAAUCGCAGGUCUCUGGAAGAGCGCGAAAGCCUGAAAAGUACGCCGCAGAAGCCCGAGGCCAAAUCGAAGUCCAGCAAGCUCGCGGCGAGGUUCGAGCCUCAGGCAAAGUUCAAGACCACGCCGAAGCCCAAGACCGCGGCGAACAAGUCCGGCGAGUCCGCGGCGAAAGCCAAGCCCGCGACGAGGGGCGAGAUCCACGAGCAAUUGUACGACGAGAAUGGCAUUUUUAUUCCCACCCAGGAGGACCUGUGCGACUGCUUGGACGGAGAGUGUCCCGGCUGUCACUUUCCGUGCUCGACUUGCAGCUCGAGGAAGUGCGGCAACCCGUGCCGACGGGGGCGCGACGAUAUGUUUGAAGAAAUAAUUUUCGAAGGAUCGGAUGAAAAAUUUACAAAUGAGCCAUACAGGCAGGCAAUAGACGAGUAUAGAAAAGGCCAUUUCUUUGGAUUUUUAGGGCUCGAGCGCAUGUCAAUAUGAGUCGAGCUACGUAGGAAUCGAAAUAAUCAAUCGACGAUGUUUUAAUUCUGAAUAACAUGAACAAAACGAAUCAAUCUAUCUCACAAUGUUAAAUGAGUAGCCCUGAACGCUAUUUCCGACUGUAUAUUGUAUAUUGUAUCACAAAUAAAUUAACUUAGUUUUCAUGUAACUGCAUUACAUCCUGCAAAAAAA
Trichogramma pretiosum is the source of this 2336-nucleotide messenger RNA. RefSeq lists its product as uncharacterized. Lineage: Eukaryota; Metazoa; Arthropoda; Insecta; Hymenoptera; Trichogrammatidae. The coding region runs from base 846 to 2144 and encodes 432 amino acids. Gene Ontology annotation, cellular component: intracellular membrane-bounded organelle. The transcript has 3 exons. The record is from RefSeq and is a predicted model, not a curated record.